Messenger RNA from Caenorhabditis angaria, 6066 nucleotides. The record is from the annotation of a GenBank genome assembly. Lineage: Eukaryota; Metazoa; Nematoda; Chromadorea; Rhabditida; Rhabditidae.
AUGAGAAUCCUAUCUGCAUUUUUUGCUGUACUUUUCACAUUCAUCAAUCCUACGAUGAUUGUCAAUGGUGAGUUCUCAGUUUGUUUUAAAUUUUUAAAUUUCAAAAUUUUCUAGAAAAUCAUGUCGCCUUGAAACUAAAAUCAGUGAAGCAUUUUAAUUCAAGUGAAGAAUACUUGAUUUUUUGAACCAAAAGUUUUAGUUGUUUUUCGGUUGCAAAACAAAAAUUGAGGGAUUUCAGAGUCGAAAAAACAAGAUUUUUUUCUGAAUGUUUUGAUCUGAAAUGCUUUUUGACAGUCAGAAAAAUAUUUUCAACUAAAAACAUGUUUGAAUAGUUUGUCGAAAAUUGAAAAGUUCCAAAAUUUUGAUCCACAAAAUAGUUGGAAAAUUUUUUACCGGAAUACUUUAAAAAUAUAGAACUUCUCAAUUUUUGAAUAUAAAUUUCGAAAGUUCUGAAAAAAAUUUCCACAUAUCGAAAACACGAAAUUUUGGAAAAAUUUUUUUUAGAAAAUUACUUUUGAAAUUUUGAUAAGCAACUACUUUUGAAUUUUUUGUUGUUUCAAAAACUCAAAUUACUCAAAUUUGAUCCCCUUCUCUCAAAAAGAAUUCAUGAUUCUUGAACAUUCUCAACUUGAAAAGCCUUAAUCUCCCUGAGCUUUAUUUCAAAGAAAAAUCACAAAUCUUCAAAGAUCCUGAUCUCUAAUUCUAAUGUGAAAACCUUUCAGUUAUUACUCAAUACGAAUCAUUUUUCAACGCCGAUUUUCCGGAAAAAGUCAAAAUCACAUUUUUGGCCAACAUAGUGGAUGCGAUAAAAAAUAGUGAUAUUCGAAUCAAAUCAUAUGUCUACGGUUUUAUGAUAAUAAUUACUUGUGUUCAUAUUGGUUUCACAUGUUGUAAUUUAUAUGGAAUUUAUUCGUGUAAAGUGAAAUUUAUGAAACCGUUGAUUGUCGACAUUUUUGCGAGUCUGGUGAGUUUUGCGAUUUGGGAAAAGCUUGGUUACUGGGGAAAACAGAGAACCGCUGAUCAAAGCGAUUCUUGAGUCGAAAAUUCAAGAAUCCUUUUGUUUUCAGAUAUUUCUGCUUAUUUUCGUCUUAUUUUCCCUUUUCACAUAUUGGCGAUUAAACACAUUUGGAGGACAAAGUGAGAAAGAAAUGACAAAAAUUCAGCUCAAAAAUUUGUAUGUUGGUGUCGGAUUCCUGAUAGUUUAUAUUUUAUGGACUGUUAUUACAUGUAUGGCACAUCACGAUACAAGAAAAUUACGAGCUGAUUUUAUGUAUUGGAUUGAAGAAGAGAGGCAAUCAAUGAGGAGUCGACAUAAUGUUUCGAUUGAUAAUCGGUUAGAUUUUUUUAUUUUUUGAAGGCUGUAAUGAAAUAACUAUUUUGAUAGGAACUUCCACAAAGUCUCUCAACAAAUCAAAAAAAUAGAAAAAAAUUUACUGGUUCUUCAAACUUUAUUUCAAAGAAAGUUAGGAAAAUCGAAAGCUAAACAUUAAAAUAAUUUCCGGUGCAACAAAUUGCUUUUAGCAUUGUUUUUGUGAUCUUUCUGAUUAAUUCGAGAAACAAGUUUGUUCAUUUUCAAAAAAAAUUGCAAGAAAUCUGGAUUUUUUCGAACUUUAGUCUAGUUUCAUUUGACUAGGGAAAUGUCAGAGAACUGGAAAUAAUUCCAAGAGAAUUUCCGGUGAAACAAAUUGCAAUUUUUCUUUUGCAAAAAAUAUUGAGCUCGAAGUUGCAGGGAUUUCAGAGGGAAUUUGGAGAAAAACAUUACUUUGACAAUUAGUUUUGGAAUAAAUGAAAAAUCGCAACUACAUUAAAUACUUGAGAUUGUGAGAAUAAAUUAUAUGAAAAAUGAAACUUGAAGGUCCAUGUGGCAAAUUGUACUUUGAAAGCUUCAAUGUCAAGAAUCCGAGUCUAGAAAUCCUAGUUCAAUUAUCCCUUGAUCUGUUAAUUUCCAGUUUACAAAAAAAAUUCCCUGAAAAAUUAAUUCCAGAAAUUCUGCAAAACCUACAUCAUUAUAAUCAUAUUUUUUUACGAAAUUAAAUUCCAAUUUCCAAAAAAAUGUCACGCGAUUAUUAUUAAAUUUUUAUCCACCCCCUCCUCCCCCAUUUCUAAAAAAAAGACCUCCGGGAUAAGCCUAACAAAGAGAAAAAAGCAUAGACAAUCCUAUUUUCCAGCUCUGAUCGCUCUUCCAAAGGCUCAAAAGCUUCUCGAGCUUCAAAAGGAUCAGCUCGAAGUGCAAAAUCGGAAAUAGUUCAAUCAUCAAAUCAACGAAAAAAAUCGGUAGAAGAAACACCAAUUGGCGCGACGCCAGCAGCUCCUUUUGAUAAAAAACGAACAAAAGGCGAUUAUUCAUCAGUUCCCACGUGUAAUACACCAACUCAAAGAGAGAAAAAGGUGUCAGUUGUCAAUGCCAGAUUGUCAGUUCCUUUGUGAAAACAACAUUUGAAUUUAAAAUUGAAUGUAUUUAAAUUUCAAAUCACAAUUUGUAUUGUUUUCUCAGCCUCAGCUAGAAAAACAAACAAUUUCCCCCAUAUUUUUGCUCAUUGGAAUAAGCGUGUAUUUAUUGUAUUAUGGUUUCGAUUCCUCCCUCCAUUCCUCCACAGAUUUUUUUUUCAAUUUAUUUGUAAUUUCUCUCGUCUCAUAUUUCAAUUUCAAUUAUAUAUUUAUUCUGUUUAUAAUUAGUGCAAUGAAGAGUUUUUUUGACAUCAAGAUGAAAAAUUCAAUUCGUCUCAUUUCAGUUCAAUUUAUCUUCUUCUCUUCGUCUCCAAUGAGUCUCGCUAGCGAAAAAAAAAGAAAAUAAAAAACGUGACAUGCCAGGUGAUUGCAGCGAGAGAUGUGUCAAUUGCACACAAUACGGCGAGAGACGCAGACACUCUUCACUGACGCGUUUUGUGUGGCACGCGAAACGCGCCAACUCCUCUGCCACAUUUUUAUUUCCUAAAAUUUUCGUGUUUCAAACUUUGGCGCGCGAAAACGUGGCGAGCUUUUCAUUCGAAAAUUUUGGUGAAAUUUUAGAAACAGUUUUUGGUUAGGGAAGACUUGCGGAUCAAUAGUUUGAGAGCGAGAGAGAGGAAGAAUAUUUAAUUAUUUUUUUGUUGUUGUUUUCUCUUUUUUUGCGCUGGAAAAAGAGAAGACUAUUAAUGUGUUAUAUGCUGAUUUAUUCAAAAUCGAUUUUCUCAUCUCUUCUUUUUACUUUGCAUUUUUGAGCCUUGAUGAAAAGAUGAUAAGAUCUUUUGUCUAGUCAUAAGACCAGACGACAACAGUCACGUGUAAAUAUUUAUUUCAAUUCAACCUGAUUUUAAAAUAUUUUUUCACAAAUAUUGUGAUGUAUGUUAUCUAUUUAUGAAAACAAGGUCUCCCAAAAGGGCUUUUUUACUUGACAACCGAAAAUCUGUCAGUAACCAAAAAUCUAUCUAUUUUGGGAUGAAAAUCUGUUCGAUGUUCUCGUAAAAUUGUUAUUGUUCCCAAUAUUUUAUUAUCGUUUUAUUCAAACAAAUAUUUUGCAGCUAGCGUUUCUCCCCACAAGGAUAAGCGAUCGCCCAAAUUUGGCCCCCAAACUGCGUGAUGUCCAGUGAAGAGGCGCAAGGCGGUGGCGGUGUCCUUAACAAAGACAUCGCCAACGUCAACGAGUCUCUUUCCAAAGCGGAAGGCAGCCCAACACCACCAGCAACAAGAACGCCCAACAAUUCGGAGAACACUUCGCCGACCAAUGGAAAAGGAGGAAAUCGUCAUCGUAGACGAUCGACAACAAAAGGCGAUGGUGCGAUCAAGAAUGACGGCGAAAAUGAACAACAACCGAACUCCAGAAAUGGAAGUCGACACAAUAGUAAGACGCAUACCAAUAGGAAGGAUUGGUCCGAAAGAAAGAGUUUGAGUCAAGGUGGAGCCAAUGCGAAAAAUGGUCAGAACAAGAGUGAUGAUCAUAAGAGAACAAGAAGCACCAACUGUGAGUUUACCCCUGGGAGUUGUUUCAGGAAUUUAUUGAGAAAUCGUGAUUUUUACAGCUACCAGCGGCAAACGUAACAACCAACGCGACUCAACUCGAACUAUUUCGCAAGGCAGCAAUGGAGAGGGUUAUGAUUACAGCGAUGAGUGUAAGUUAUUUCCAACUAUAGGAUCAAAUUUCCAUUGAAAUGUUUUCAGACGAGCUCGAAGAACCAUUCUCCGACUCGGAAGACGAAGAUACCCGCCCAAAGAAGCCGCAAAAAAUGAGUUUGACAAUCGCUCGCGGUCGAAUUCGCACAUUGUCGGGAACUGUUCCAGUCGUCGGUUAUUCGCCACACUGGGGUGGACCAACAAUGUGUUUGAGUUGUUUGCAAUUCUUCGACCUUCCCGAUCAAGUUUCACAAUUCACCGAUCAUUUGCUCAAAGAGCACAAGAUUGUGGUUUCCGAGAUGAAUUUGAUUGUCGACCCGAAGCGAUACAUCGAACAUUGGCGACAACGUUUCGCCAAAGAAUCGAUCGAUAAAGUUUUCCCAAAAAUCGAACCGGCUGUCGAAGGAGAUCGUCAUUUUGGCGAGACCGAUUACUAUUAUUUGAUGUCAGAGAAUAUUGCGGAAGAUCGAACAUUGAGACAAAGAUUGGCGAUGCGAAGAUUGGAAGAAGCCUUGUCCUGUCAACAAAGAGAACGGUAAGAUAUAGCAAUAAUUAUCUAGAGUAACUUAUGUUAAGAUGAGCAAUGAUAGAAAUUUUGUACAGCGGCCGAGGGGUUGGUAGUAACGUGGCCUGAGAAGGCCUAACCCAACGUUACGCCAACCAUCAGAAGAUGGAUGUUUUGUGCAAUGUCUGAGCUUAAAAUCACUCAUAAAAUUCCGAAAAUCUUCGAAACUCCCUUCAAAAAUUUUUUUAUUUUUCAGUGACGACACUUCAUUCCAACUUCAAUGCAUCUUCUGUCGCUACAAUGCUCGUGGAAACCGUUCAAAGAUCAUCCAUCAUCUUUACAUGAUUCAUCAUCUCAAUCUCGGAUCUCCAGACAAUCUUGUAUUCGUCACCGAAUACAUAGAGCAUUUGAAAGAGAAACUUCAUCGAAACGAAUGUAUAUAUUGUGAGAAGAUAUUCCCGGAUCGCAACACGCUUAUGGAUCAUAUGCGUAAGCGUAAUCAUCGAGAAGUCAAUCCGAAAAACCAUUAUUAUGACAAGUUUUACAUUAUCAACUACUUGGAAUUGGGAAAACGUUGGUUGGAUGUUUUGGCCGAAGAUUUCGAGGACACUAUGCCAACUUUCGUUGAUUCGGAUGAAGAAGAGGAAGAGUAAGGAUUUAUCGGAAAAUCCCCAAGAUUAUUUUUUAAAUCUUUUUUUUCAGCCAAGAAUGGUGCGAAUGGCAAGAAGAUAAUCUCGACGCAGAUGAAACUCGCGUCGUUUGUCUUCUUUGCGAGCACAGCGAAGACAAUGGUCCAUCACUUUUGGAGCACAUGAAAACAGCUCAUGAAUUCGAUUUGCUCAAACAAAUCGAGGACAACAAGUUGAACAACUACGAGCGCUCAAAAUUGAUCAAUUUCAUCCGCAAACAAAACUAUCAUGCGAAUUGUUGGGUUUGUCAAAGAGAGGAUUUCGAGAAUCCACUUGCUCUUCAAAAACACAUCGUCGAGCACAAACCAUUGACUGUAAGCUUUUAUUAAUCUUCUUUAUGGGGUUUAAUAAUUUGAAGGGGGAUUGAAAAACAAAAAAAUUUCAAGAAAAUGUUGUUAUCUCUUUGUUUAAUCAAUAAUUCAAUUCAUUUAAAGCCACACAAAAAUAAUUUCAGAGUACAAUAAAACGCUAAAAUAGUGACCCAUUCCAAGCAAAAGUUUCCAAAACCAACAUUUUUAUUUUCAGGAACUCCCAGAAGCAUCAGUCUACGAUAACGAAGAGAAUUUGGUUCCACUUUUCGGAAACGACCACUUCUUGUGGAUGUUGGAAUCGAUUCUUGAUGACAUCGAAGACUCCAGUGAUGCUGACGAAAUUGAAGAUGCUAAAGUCAAAUUGGAUAAACUCGUCCUCGAAAGCAAGAAGAACACCGUCGAUGGAGUUAUUGCUGAAGAUUUGCCGGAACUUCACGAACUCAACGACGAUGAUUUGAAUGAAUUGAUGUAA